AUGGAGAAAUAUGACGGCAAUGCCGACAGUCAAGGGGCUGAAUCGAUUGACUCAAGUGUUAGGCCUUAUACCCGUCUGGUGAGUGCAAUGAGCAGGAACCAUCCAAACCUUUCCAGCCUCGCCAGGAUCUUGUGUCAGCCCUCAGAAGAAGGCGCUGCUGCUGUGGUUGAACUCCGAGAUACUGUUGCGGCAGCAGAACGCUUCUGCACCUCAGCUCAGCUCCAGGAGUAUAUAACCGAUCAUCACACCUGCAGCCGGCGCUUGUUCCUCGUCCAAGGUCUGCCGUCAAACUAUAUCGAAACCCUUGGCGCUGCAUUCAACAUCGAUCCCAAUUUCUUUGCUCGCCAGAUCCUCAGUGGCAUGGCCAUUCACACCAACAAGAGCAUGCGAGAUGUCCCGCUGCUGUCUUCACAUCCGACUUCGCGAGGGUCAUUCUGCAUCAGAUACCACGAGCUUCGAGAAUUCGCCGAUGCUAUUGGUGACUGGGAGCUUCGCGUGUUGGACCAGCCGCGGAGAGUUAGCGUAUCGAAGUUCAAUGGGGUGUUCGAUGGCGUUGGCAUUGUCCGGAAAACCGCAAGCGUGUGGUUCAGAGCACGAGAAAAAGGAGAAGGAUGGGAUGCGAUCAUUCUGCUGGAUCCUCCAGUAGGUGACCAGUUCUAUGUUGGACUCGAAAAGAGACAGUGCACUCUCAGAAGUGUCCUGUACCGUGGAGGUUACAUCGACUUCUCUCCACUACGACAGGACAGCCUCGCCCCGAAUUACGCUGCUCGCACUGGCCCUAGGAGAGAAAGCGCCUUGGAAGAUCUAAUCUACUACUACACGCAAGCCGAGCCACCCGGAGUCGCUAGAUACGACACACCGGAGACAGUCACUGGGGUCUUGAAGCGGUAUGUCGCGUCGCAUUGGAUGAUUCAAUUGCGGUACAACCUCGAUCUCCUGGUCAAAUACGAGAACACCUAUCAUCGUGCCUGCUUCUUUGCCAGCGUAUCAUCGACGCUGAUCCAAAACUCGUUACGAGACGUGCAACAUCUGAAUGACCGGGUCGCCGGCUGGCGCGAGCAGGUCGACCGGUCGAUUAGCCAGUUCAAGGCCUCCGGUACAUUGGGCAGUUUCCCUGGACAAGCGGGCAACGAUCCCGGCGAGGACGACUUCAUCCAUAUCCUCCACGAUCUGCGUGAGCUGAGCGGCAGAGUUCAGGCUGUCAUCAGCUCUAUGACAGGCCUUGUCAGCAUCAUCGAGACUAUGAGGAUGAAGGAGCUCAGCAUACUCGCGAUGGUAUUUAUCCCACUUGGGCUAGCCUCUCAGCUGUUUAGCAUGGAGGAAGAAUAUGCGCCUGGUAAACCUGGGUUCUGGGUCUACUGUGUGGUUGGACUAUGUCUUGUCCUGCUUGUGUUUGUGGUGGCAUUUGGCCUCAAUCCUGGGACGACACUCCUGAAGACAUUGAAGCUGAAAAGGCGGGCUUUGGCAAAAGCGCCUACCCACGACAGGCUCAAAGAACGCGAUGAGGAGAUUGGCUGA
Molecule: messenger RNA, 1518 nt
Organism: Cladophialophora yegresii CBS 114405
Lineage: Eukaryota; Fungi; Ascomycota; Eurotiomycetes; Chaetothyriales; Herpotrichiellaceae
Exons: 2
Coding region: 1-1518 (505 amino acids)
Source: RefSeq, a predicted model, not a curated record